AUGGAAGUAUCACAAGCACAAAAUUCGAAGGAAAGCAAUGCUACUAUUUUGUUGAUGGGUUUAAGACGUAGUGGAAAGUCUUCAAUAUGUAAAGUUGUAUUUCAUAAUAUGCAGCCUUUGGAUACCCUCUAUCUAGAAAGUACUUCUAAGCCUACUACUGAACAGUUUUCUUCUUUAAUAGACUUAUCGGUUAUGGAGUUGCCGGGACAAUUGAACUAUUUUGAACCAAAUUAUGAUUCUGAAAGGUUAUUUUCUAGUGUUGGAGCUCUAGUUUACGUGAUAGACUCACAAGACGAGUAUUUGAACGCAUUAACAAACUUGUCCAUGAUCAUAGAAUAUGCCUACAAGGUGAAUCCUAAAAUAAAUAUCGAAGUCUUGAUUCAUAAGAUAGAUGGCUUGUCGGAGGAUUACAGGAUUGACGCACAGAGGGACAUAAUGCAAAGAACUGGAGAUGAGUUACUAGACUUGGGUCUAGAGGGAGUGCAGGUAUCGUUUUACUUGACGUCUAUAUUUGAUCAUUCUAUAUAUGAAGCUUUCUCCAGAAUUGUGCAAAAACUCAUCCCUGAGUUGCCAUCAUUAGAAAACAUGCUAGACAACUUAGUUCAACACUCAUCGAUAGAUAAAGUGUUUUUGUUUGAUAUUAAUUCAAAGGUGUACGUUGCAACUGACUCGUCGCCUGUGGAUAUACAAACCUACGAAGUCUGUGCCGAAUUUGUUGACAUUACUAUUGACUUGGAUGAGCUUUACAUUGAGCACGACAAAUCUCCCGAGCAACCAAACCCGAAAGAAUUAAGAUCCAUAAGCCACUUAUCCAAUGAAUCUGUCUUAUACUUAAAGCAAAUGAUAAGGGGACUUGCUUUGGUUGCGUUAAUAAGGAAUGAUCAAGACGAUGCCACUUCAGAAAAAUCUUUGACCGUUAUAGAUUACAACGUCAGCCUCUUUAAACAAGCACUAAUGAAAAUGUGGGAAAGCUCGAGAAUCAAGAUGCAAGAUAAUGGGGAAUCAUAA
Priceomyces carsonii is the source of this 1008-nucleotide messenger RNA. RefSeq lists its product as uncharacterized. Lineage: Eukaryota; Fungi; Ascomycota; Pichiomycetes; Serinales; Debaryomycetaceae. Gene Ontology annotation, cellular component: fungal-type vacuole membrane; nucleus; Gtr1-Gtr2 GTPase complex. Gene Ontology annotation, molecular function: GTPase activity; GTP binding. The record is from RefSeq and is a predicted model, not a curated record. The transcript has a single exon. Bases 1 to 1008 code for a protein of 335 amino acids. Gene Ontology annotation, biological process: cellular response to starvation; negative regulation of autophagy.